Messenger RNA from Penicillium riverlandense, 1569 nucleotides. RefSeq lists its product as uncharacterized. Gene Ontology annotation, molecular function: transmembrane transporter activity. Gene Ontology annotation, cellular component: membrane. Gene Ontology annotation, biological process: transmembrane transport. Lineage: Eukaryota; Fungi; Ascomycota; Eurotiomycetes; Eurotiales; Aspergillaceae. Bases 1 to 1569 code for a protein of 522 amino acids. The record is from RefSeq and is a predicted model, not a curated record. The transcript has 9 exons.
AUGUUUUCUUCUUACCGGCAGGAGGUCGCCGAGGCUGAAGAAGCGGACACCGCCGAGGAUCGAAUCGAGCGCCUCAUAGUUGAGACCCCCGACUGGUCUGAAGAAGAGGAGCGACGGCUUGUCCGAAAAUUAGAUUGUCGAGUUGUCGUUCCAUGCUGCAUUAUGUACAUUCUUGCCUACCUCGACCGAUCCAACCUAGCGAAUGUCAAGAUCCUCCAGAAUGAUACGCCGGAUUCGCUAGAAGAGAGCUUAGAUUUGAAGGGAAUUGAUUUCAAUUGGGCUGUAUCCGUUGCCUAUUUCGCGGUAACUGCCAUGUUGAUACCGGCCAACUUGAUGCUGAAGAAAUUGUCCGCUAAAAUCUUUUUUCCACUCUGCAUGAUCACUUGGGGCGUCAUCAUCAUGACCAUGGCGGCUUGCAGCAACGCAGCAGGCCUGAUUGCCUCCAGAGUGUUUCUGGGAAUUCCCGAAGCCGGUGUUGUGACUUGUGGCGUGAUGUACUUCAGUUUCUGGUAUAAACCGCGCGAACGCGCCGUCCGAAUCGGAAUAUUCUACAGUUCCAACUCUAUUGCGCAGGCAGUUUCAGGGUUCUUGGCUGUUGGAAUCAACAAGCUCAACGGACGAGGUGGAUUAAUGUCAUGGCAAUGGGUCUUCAUAAUUGAAGGCGCGAUGUCGAUUGCUGUCGCCAUCCCAAUCUACUUUACUCUGUUGACUUUCCCUGAAACUUCAACGAGUUUAUCGUCCCGAGAGCGGCGCAUAGCGACCAACCGAUUCGGUCGUGGCAGUACUCGCCAGACAGACGUGACUUGGAGCACGAGUGCAUUUAUCCAAAUUAUGACUCGGCCCUCGACCUAUAUAUUCUUCAUAAGCUAUAUCUGCAUAGCCAUUGCAGCCGUCGCGCAAGCUACUUUUCUACCAACCAUACUCAACACACUCCUAGAGUUUCCCACCCAGCGAGCAAAUCUAUACGCAGCAAUAGUCAAUCUCGUCGCAAUCCCACUGUAUUGGACAUACCCCCUCCACUCCGACUGGACACGCGAACGAAUGUGGCAUUUCAUCGUCCCCGUUAUGGCCUCAAUCCCUUGCUAUGCAGUAUGGACGCACUACAGUUCGCACCACGCCACACAUGACAUCAGCUACAUGUCACUGUACGGCAUGGCAUUCCUCGGGCAAAUGCUACUAGUCGCCCAGCCCGUUCUCCUAUCAUAUCGCAGCGCGACACUAUACGGUGCCGCAGAGCAAGCUGUUGGGACAUCAAUUGCGGUAGCCGCUUUGUCUAUUGCGAGUAUUAUUGCGCCACAGAUGUAUCCUGAUCGGGAUGCGCCGUACUAUCUGGCUGGAUUUUCGGCAACGGUAGCUUUGCUGGCCAUCAGUAUCCCGUUCUACCUUCUUACACCUCUCUGCCUUUACUGGGAAGCUAGGUCGCGCAAGAAGAAAACUGGACGGGCACUGCCUCUGCAAGUGGAUGAAGAUGUGGCUAGGAGUCAAGCUCAAGCAGCGACAGAGGCGGAGAUUGAGAAAGGAGUUGACAAUGCAACAGAGGUUGUUGAGGUAGAACACGUUCAUCAUUAA